Messenger RNA from Lepidothrix coronata (blue-crowned manakin), 763 nucleotides. RefSeq lists its product as uncharacterized. The record is from RefSeq and is a predicted model, not a curated record. Lineage: Eukaryota; Metazoa; Chordata; Aves; Passeriformes; Pipridae. The transcript is spliced from 4 exons. Bases 1 to 702 code for a protein of 233 amino acids.
AUGGGCACUGUCACUGUGACCUUGGUGGCCACUGCCGUGGUCGUGGUGGCCACUGGCAUUGUCAUGGUGGCCUUGGCCAUGGCCGUGGUCAUGGUGGCCAUCAACACAGUCAUGGUGGCCAUCAACACGGUCGUGGUGGCCAUUGACAUGGUCAUGGUGGUCAUGGUGGCCACUGUCAUGGUCACGGUGGCCACUGGCAUCAUCAUGAUGACCUUGGUGGCCACUGCCGUGGUCGUGGUGGCCGUUGGCAUCGUCAUGGUGGCCUUGGCCAUGGGCGUGGUUGUGGUGGCCAUCGACACGGUCAUGGUGGCCAUUGACAUGGUCAUGGUGGCCGUUGGCAUGGUCAUGGUGGCCUUGGCCAUGGCCGUGGUCAUGGUGGCCACUGACAUGCUCCUGGUGGCCACUGACAUGCUCCUGGUGGCCACUGUCACGCUGGCCUUGGCCAUGGUCAUGCUGGCCCUGGGUGGGGGGUGGCCAAUGGGGUGGCCACGGUGGCCACGGCCAAGGUCAUGGUCAAGGUCACGGUCGAGGUCACGGCCGAGGUCAUGGUCAAGGUCAUGGUCGAGGUCAUGGUCGAGGUCACGGCCGAGGUCAUGGUCGAGGUCAUGGUCGAGGUCACGGCCGAGGUCACAGUCGAGGUCAUGGUCGAGGUCAUGGCCUCGGUCCCGGUGGCCUCGGUCCCUGUCCCGGUGCCAACGGUGACGUUUUGGGCCCCAAACCCGCGGAUUUGGGGGUUCCCAGUUUUUGGGGGCCCCUCCCAUGA